Messenger RNA from Paecilomyces variotii, 2992 nucleotides. Its product is annotated as tRNA synthetases class I (C) catalytic domain-containing protein. Gene Ontology annotation, molecular function: ATP binding; cysteine-tRNA ligase activity. The coding region runs from base 313 to 2766 and encodes 817 amino acids. Gene Ontology annotation, biological process: cysteinyl-tRNA aminoacylation. The record is from RefSeq and is a predicted model, not a curated record. The transcript has 2 exons. NCBI's taxonomy places the organism in Eukaryota, Fungi, Ascomycota, Eurotiomycetes, Eurotiales, Thermoascaceae. Gene Ontology annotation, cellular component: cytoplasm.
GACAUGAUCAUAAUUAUCUUUCAAGUCUCAUCCUUACUUCAUCAUUGCGUUUUAUAUACCACAGGCGUUACAGUUCAACAUGGUCGAAAACAUUCUCCGUGGUCUAAGUAAGGAUUCUGCCACCGCCUUUAGAUCAUGCCUAAUUGGGCUGUACUGUGUAAGCCCUACUAUGAGUCAAUGUGUCCAGAUAAAAUCGAUACUCUCGUAGUCUUUCUUUACUGUCUUGUCGAAACGUCCGUCUACAUAGUCUCUGAUGUUGAUCUGAGGCACUGAUGGUGGAAAGCCUCCACAGCAUCAGCACCUUUCGCAGAUAUGACCAUUUCACAACAGCCACCUUGGGCGCAACCCGCUCAGAAACCUGGCACGACACUUCCACCCCUGAAAGUGUACAAUUCAUUGACACGGUCCAAGACACCUUUUGUUCCUCUCGACCCUCAAGGCCGCAAAGUGAAAUGGUAUGCUUGCGGCCCGACGGUCUAUGAUGACGCCCAUCUAGGACACGCCAGAAACUACGUUAGCACGGAUAUACUUCGUCGUAUACUCAAGGAUUACUUCAAGUUCGAUGUCAAAUUUGUGAUGAAUAUCACCGAUAUUGAUGAUAAAAUCAUCCUUCGAGCGAGACAACGGCACCUCUUUGCACUUUAUCUGCAAGAAAACCAGACAGUUACUCCUAAAGUCCUCUCGACUGCGCAGUUAGCAUACAGAUCGUACAUAAAAUCGAACCUACCGUUGAUAGACCCAAACACACCGCUCGAGGACUUUGUUUCAGCAGCUGAGGAGGCAUAUGGCGUGGUUAUUCAAGGCGGGGCAUUGGAUCCCGGAAAGACACCUGGUGAUGAGGAGGUCAAAAUCAAGAUGCAUAUCAGGACUGUUACUGCUUCUGCUGCCAUGAUAUCACGAAUGGCAAAGAAGAAGGAUGCGGAUCUCGCGAAACGCGAAUCCAACUCCGACAAUGAAGAGAUCACCAAUGAAAUGUUCUACUCUGCCACCGAAGACAUCUUCCUCCCUUACCUUGAUGAACUCAACGGUGCCAGUAUUCCCGGUGAUGCGCAUUCUAUAUUUACAAAGUUAACCAAAAAGUACGAAGCUCGCUUUAUGCAAGACAUGCGUGAUCUGAACGUGCUCGACCCAGAUGAGAUCACUCGAGUUUCUGAGUACGGACGUGAAAUUCUGAAUUUCGUGGACAGGAUUGUCAAAAAUAACAUGGGAUAUGUCACUUCAGAUGGCUCUGUUUAUUUUGAUAUCAACUCAUUCGAAGCAAAGGGGCACCAUUAUGCAAAACUGGAACCAUGGAGUCGAGGGAAUCAGCGUCUUCAAACGAGUGGCGACGGGUCUUUAUCUAAGGCUGUGGAGAAGAGAUCGCCUGAUGACUUCGCUCUUUGGAAAGCAUCCCAACCUGGAGAACCUAGCUGGGUGAGCCCAUGGGGUGAGGGACGACCUGGCUGGCACAUUGAAUGCUCAGCAAUGGCAUCGAGUCGACUGGGCGACCAGCUUGAUAUCCACUCUGGUGGAAUUGAUUUGGCAUUUCCACAUCACGACAAUGAGCUUGCGCAGAGUGAAGCUUAUUGGACAGAUCAUCACAAACAAUGGGUAAAUUACUUCCUUCACAUGGGACAUCUUUCCAUUCAAGGUGCGAAGAUGUCUAAAUCUCUCAAAAAUUUCACCACUAUCAGAGAGGCUCUUCGGAGAGGUGACUGGACAGCAAGAAGCCUGCGAAUUUUAUUUCUUCUAGGCGGUUGGAAAAGUGGCAUUGAAAUUACCGAAGGGCUUAUAAGAACUGCAUUAGCGUGGGAGGAGAAGCUCAGCAAUUUCUUUCUCAAAGUUAAAGACCUACUAGCUGGGUGGGAUAAGUCCGCUUUGCAGCAGACAAUUUCCACUGGAACUGGUCUUAUUAGCGAACUACUAAAGACCGCACAGCAGAAGGUGAAUGACCACCUCUGUGAUUCUUUCGAUACACCUGGUGCUAUGGGCGUCAUAUCAGAACUAGUUUCUUCAUUCAAUACUGCCGAAGAGUCGAGCCUGGUCCUUGAAGAGGUCCAUGAACUCGCGCGAUGGAUUACGUCGAUUGUGAACAUCUUCGGGCUAAAUGGCACAGCGCCUCCGGAUUCUCCUGAGAUUGGUUGGGAGGGUAUUGACAUACCUGAGAUAUCUAAACGAUUUAUAUACCCACUCUCAGCGACUCGUGAUCGUUUGCGUGGAUUGGCUAAGUCAGGAAUUCAAAUCAAGUCCGACGAACUCAAAAGCGUUAUCAAUGCCACCACCCGAGACAUGGAUGAGGACAUUUCCGAGACAGCUCGACCCUACGCACGUGCACUUAGUGACUUCCACAGAAAGGUCCUUUCUUUGAAGCCUGAAGAGUCCUCGAAUAUUUCCAAAGAAAUAUUGGAUAUCUGCGAUUAUGUUCGUGAUGUCGAUCUGUUUAACCUCGGCAUAUACCUCGAGGACCGAGAUGAUAAACCCGCACUGAUCCGACCAGUUACAAAGGAACUUCUCUCAGAGCGUCAAGAACAGGAACAAAAAGCUUUACAGAAACAAAUAGAGAAGGAGAAGCGUGAAAAACUAGCACAAGAAAAGCUCGAGAAGGGAAAGCUCAGCCAUUUAGAAAUGUUCCGGACCGAGGAAUUCAGCGCUUGGGAUGAGGAUGGUCUUCCCACCAGAGAUUCUGCUGGUGAGCCUAUCAAUAAAAGCAAGAGCAAGAAACUCCGGAAGGACUGGGAACGCCAGAAGAAAGCCCAUGAGACUUGGUUAGCAAGUCAGAAUCGUUAGCAUAUGCGGGACCCUGUAACGAUAAUGGAUCCCAGCGAAGAAAUGGGCAGACUACUACUAAAUUGAUGUCUUAUCGAGUUACUGAUGAAAUAUUUCGGCUACUGCUUGAUUGGCUUUACUGUUAAAUAGCUUAUACAAUAAUCAGAAGAAGACGAUGAUAGGCUAGGACCCCUUUAUUGCUGAUUGUCUUAGCUAUAAGUAUUAGGCUUACCAUAGGAAAUAUGUA